AUGCAAUCAACGUCUGCAGGUAGCGACUUCGCACUUGGCACAUCGGUUCCGCCGUUCUUGGAGCUCUUGCCACUACUUGUCAUCUUGCUGAUAUUCGCGUUUGGUAUCCAGGCUGUUGUUCUUCUUUCAAAGUCGCGGUGGGAGGAUCAGCAGGGAAACGGUGAGGGUGAGGUGGUGCGCACCAUCACAGGGACGUUUUACCGCAGUAGCUUUUACCAUCGUUUCUAUGAAAACUCGAAGUGCGAGCACACAGGUAUUCUCUUGAGCUCUACCUUGCUUAAUAUCGCAAGACAUGUGCAGAACGGCUCGAAACAGCUGGUGUGCACAACGGUUUACCCACGCGAUGCUCGACACGGACCCGACAAGCAGUCCGUGCUAUUCCUUUUUGACCCACUGAAAAGUGAUUCGGAGUUGGUACUGGGACCCUCUUCCUUUGAGUCUACCGGCUUCUUUUACGCAGGUGUUGCGCUCCGGGGGUUUAAUUUACGUGAUCAGCUCCCCCGUUACGCUGUGGCAAGCCUCCCAACGUGUGGCAUGUGGAUUACGGUGGAUGACGGCAUUGAGGUCACGUACCAGCGAUGCCGGAAAGAUGAAGACUUUGCACAGAGGGUGGAUCAUGUAUUGUAUCUGAAAGCGCGUGGGCCCGGCGCCGCGCAAAAACUCGAACGAUUUGUUGAUCAGUCGCUGAAGGAGUACAUAUCAAACCUUCCCCGCACGGCCGGUGGCCAGCAGUAUCACUUCCAGUUGACCGGCGGGGAGAAGACAUUACAAUUUACGAAGCAACUACUCUCCACAUCAAAGACAUUCGACACGUUGUUUUUCUCACAAAAAGAUGAAUUGCUGUCGCGCCUCGAGCAGUUUGUCGAAAAAAAGGGGCGCUUCGCUAUCGAGGGGUUUCCUUACAAAUUGGGUUUCCUUGUGUACGGGGAGUCAGGUGUGGGUAAAACCGCUCUGGUCUCCGCCAUCGCUGCUUACACGGGUCGACAUGUUAUUUCGCUACAUCUUCCUAUCAUUUCAACGGACCAGCAGCUUUCCGACAUCUUUCUUACCCGAACGCUGCGUUGCACUAAAGAUUUUCAACCUUUUGUAUACGAACUUGAUGAUGUUAUUUUUCUGUUUGAGGACGUCGACGCAAGCGAUGACCUUGUUCGCUGCCGGCAGGCGUCAACGGGACAAGGACCAGAGGGGGGAAACCAGUGUGGAUAUGGUUUGGGAGGCGUUGCCUCACAACAGGCGCGAUGUGAUGGUAGGUACAAAGUCCCGGGUCUCUCGGGGUUUCUUAACGUUCUUGAUGGCGUGGUUGACAUGCACUCCCUAAUUGUAGUAAUGACAACGCGAGACCCCAAUGACAUUGAUUCAGCCCUCCUUCGACCUGGGCGUUUUGGAUACAAGAUUCACAUGGAGAAUAUGCGAACGGACGAGCUAGUGGGGCUGGUAGGACUACACUUUGGAACUGAACAACGACACACGGCAGAGGUGGAGGGGAAAACAGAAGGGGAACGCAGUGUGAAUGCGGGAAGAAACUUAUACCGCCUCAGCAGGGCCGACGAGAAGACGGUUCGUGAGUAUAUUGUGUCUCGGUGUGGAGAGGAAUUUUCAAUUAAUGGUAGAGUUGCAGAGGCUAUGUGUAUGGGUAGUGACACCUUGGAUGAAUUCUUGGCGCGACUUGCUAAAUGGUACGGUGAAAAGUAA
Messenger RNA from Trypanosoma brucei brucei TREU927, 1692 nucleotides. RefSeq lists its product as hypothetical. The record is from RefSeq and is a predicted model, not a curated record. Lineage: Eukaryota; Euglenozoa; Kinetoplastea; Trypanosomatida; Trypanosomatidae. The transcript has a single exon. Gene Ontology annotation, molecular function: ATP binding; ATP hydrolysis activity. Bases 1 to 1692 code for a protein of 563 amino acids.